AUGUCUGAUUCUAUAAACUCACGAAAAGUGGUUGGGCGAGAGAGUAGAGACGAAUCGGGUAGUGAGAGUUAUGAAGAUAAUAGCGAACAUCCGAUUCCGUCCGACAAUGCCAGUGCACCGGCACCUCAGGGCAUGCCUGUUCUGGAAUUUAAAACUUUUAUGCAAGCUCUUAAUGAUAUUCUAACACAAUUUCAACCUCCUCCGCCUCCCCCUUCUCUUUCAGCAAUGUUGGAAAGUUUACAAUGCUCUCAUCAUGAGAAACUGGGUGGAGCUGUUUCAUUACUUAGAGGAUCAGCUCGGGUAUGGUGGAUAAACGCGACGAUGUAUGUGUUGCCCGAGCAGUUAGGGAGUUUCCAAAAGUUUUUUCCUGAUGAGUUAUCGGGUUUGCCUCUGGAUCGUGAAGUUGAUUUUAGAAUAGAGGUUUAUCCGGGUACUGAACCUGUUUCUAUGGCUUCGUAUCGGAUGUCUCCACCAGAUUUAAGGGAACUAAAGGCUCAGUUGCAAGAAUUACUCGAGAAAGGAUUUAUUCGACAUAGUGUCUCUCUGUGGGGAGCUCCUCAAGUGAAAGCUGAACAUCAGGUUCCAUCCGGGUUACUUCAGCCUAUAUCUAUUCCUGAGUGGAAGUGGGAGAAGGUCAAGAUGGAUUUUGUUUCAAGGCUACCGCUGCCUCACCCCCAAACCCCUCAUCUUGACAGAACCGGAAGGAAAGAGAAGGAAGUGACGGCAUUUGACCCAAGAGCCAACGACUUUGACCUCAUGUAUGACCAAGUUAAGGCUCUCAAGAGUGGAAUUGCCGUCGAGAAACCUAUCUGCAACCAUGUUACGGGUCUCUUGGAUCCUCCUGAGCUAAUUAAGCCUCCAAAGAUCCUUGUUAUCGAUGGGCUGCACCCCAUGUUUGAUGAGCGUGUAAGGGAUCUGUUGGACUUCAGUAUCUAUUUGGACAUCAGCAAUGAGGUCAAAUUUGCAUGGAAAAUUCAGAGGGACAUGGCUGAGAGAGGACACAGCCUUGAGAGCAUUAAAGCCAGUAGCGAAUCCAGGAAGCCCGAUUUCGAUGCCUAUAUUGAUCCUCAGAAGCAAUACGCUGAUGCAGUGAUCGAAGUGCUGCCGACUCAGUUGAUUCCGGACGACAACGAGGGGAAGGUUUUGAGGGUUAGGUUGAUAAUGAAAGAAGGGGUGGAGCAUUUCAGUCCAGUUUACCUGUUUGAUGAAGGCUCAACCAUCUCAAGGAUACAAUGCGGAAGGAAGCUCACUUGCUCUUACCCUGGCAUCAAAUUCGCCUACGGACCCAAUUCGUACUUCGGCAACGAGGUAUUCUUCCUUCUCCUCCGUGCAUCCCUGAACUCUGGAGUUGUGUACUUCUUGUUAACCCAAUUUGAUAGAUUAGAUGAACUGAUUUACGUUGAAAGCCAUUUGAGCAACCUAUCUACCAAGUUCAAUGGAGAAGUAACUCAACAAAUGCUGAAGCAUUCUGAUUUCCCUGGAAGUAACAACGGAACCGGUCUCUUCCAGACCAUUGUUGGGUUGAAGAUUAGAGAUCUCUACGAGCAAAUUACCACUACCAAAACUGCUGCUCCAUUAGAAGAAACAAAAGCCUAA
Hibiscus syriacus is the source of this 1596-nucleotide messenger RNA. Its product is annotated as phosphoribulokinase, chloroplastic-like. The record is from RefSeq and is a predicted model, not a curated record. Gene Ontology annotation, molecular function: phosphoribulokinase activity; ATP binding. NCBI's taxonomy places the organism in Eukaryota, Viridiplantae, Streptophyta, Magnoliopsida, Malvales, Malvaceae. Gene Ontology annotation, biological process: carbohydrate metabolic process. Gene Ontology annotation, cellular component: chloroplast; cytoplasm. The coding region runs from base 1 to 1596 and encodes 531 amino acids. The transcript has 8 exons.